This is a messenger RNA of Acaulospora colombiana, 477 nucleotides long. The record is from the annotation of a GenBank genome assembly. Lineage: Eukaryota; Fungi; Glomeromycota; Glomeromycetes; Diversisporales; Acaulosporaceae.
CUUUACAUUGGAAAUCAGAAGACAGGGUCACGAAAGCUUUCGUUGAGUAAGGAGAUCUUGAGAUACUAUAGGCCGGCUGGGUGGCGAGUUUAUGGUACAACACGACAAAGUUGCUGGUUACAGAAUGUGCCAAAUAUGCUUAGGCGAGGAGAAGAGAACAUACCUAGCAAGAGACGGAUAGCUGGAACGGAAUUUCAUCAAAGUAUGUACAAGAAAAAGGAGAACGAUAGCAUAGGUUCGAGUCGAGAUAAGUCGUACUGGUUUACAGAUGGUCAGCCAUAUGCAAAUGUUGGUUUCAGAAUCGAUAAGUUCAGAUACGAUAUCAACGGGACCGUUGUUGUAGAUGAUGACGAUGACGGAGAGUUUACGAGUGUCAUUAAUGUUGUAAAACAGCGUUGGGGCAUGCUGUGCAUGCGUGAUGAUGUGGGUGUGAUAUUCGAUUGGGAGAAAGGUAGGACCCUUGAAGACGAUGGGUUG